AUGGCUUGGACAGCUAGAUUUUUUCCAAUUAUUAAAUUGGGCAGAGGUAAUAGAUUACUGUCAAUAACUUGUAUUAAUAAUGGACCAGUGAUCCCCUUUAAAUUGUCGGACAUUGGUGAAGGAAUAAAAGAAGUCACCGUCAAAGAAUGGUUUGUAAAGCCAGGCGAUAAGGUAUCACAGUUUGACAAUAUCUGCGAAGUACAAAGUGACAAAGCCUCUGUAACAAUAACAAGUCGUUACGACGGGCAAAUUAAAGCACUUCAUUAUAAAGUUGAGGAGGUGGCACUUGUCGGUGAUGCUUUGGUAGAUAUUGAGUUACCAGAUGACACCUCCCAAGAAGUUGCUUCCCCCGGUCUAGGUGUCAAUGAACAAACAAUAUCACCACCCGAUAAAGACAAUAUCAACCUGAGCAACCUCAUACAAUCCAAAGGAGAUACAAAUGAAUUUUCCAAGACGAAUCAGGGUGAAAACUUUAAUAAUAACAAAAUACUUACCACGCCAGCUGUCAGGCGGCUGGCUGCUGAGAACAAUAUUGACCUUAAAGAGGUUCCGGCAACGGGAAAAGCCGGGCGAAUUCUCAAGGAAGAUCUUUUAGCUUUCCUCGAUAAAGAUCCCGGAAAAUUUAUUAAACCUGAAGGAAACCACCAGGAGGAUGAAAAUGGUGGAGACCCUCAAAUUGUUCCUUUGAUAGGAUAUCAGAAACACAUGUGGAAAACUAUGUCGCAAUCUCAGAAUAUUCCCCAUUUUGUUUACUGUGAUGAGUGCGAUAUUACAAAGCUAGUGGAGUUACGUAAUGAAUCAAAGGAUUACCUCGAAAACCAGGGAAUUUCAUUGUCAUUUACUCCAUUCUUUGUUAAGGCAACGUCAAAGGCAUUGGAAAAAUAUCCGAGAUUAAAUUCAUGGCUCGAUGAACAAGCCCAAGCACUAAAAACAUUUAAAACUCACAAUAUUAGUCUAGCUAUGGAUACUCCUCAGGGGCUGGUAGUUCCUAAUAUCAAGGACGUAAAAAAUUUAACGAUUGCUGACAUUGCUCGAGAACUUAAUCGACUUCAAGCUUUCGGUCAGAAGGCUGCUUUUCCUCUAAACGAUGUCACGGGUGGAACUUUUAGUUUAUCCAAUAUUGGAGCUAUCGGUGGAACAUACGCCAAGCCAAUGAUUCUACCACCCCAGAUAAUAAUCGGAGUUAUUGGAAAACUACAAAAACUACCACGCUUUGAUCAAAAUGGAACCAUUAAAUCAGCAAACAUUAUUUCUAUUAGUUGGGCAGCUGAUCACCGAGUGGUCGACGGGGCGACCGUAGCCAGAUUCUCCAAUCUCUGGAAGUUCUAUCUCGAAAAUCCAUCUCUCUUAAUCAUAUAA
Cotesia congregata is the source of this 1359-nucleotide messenger RNA. The record is from the annotation of a GenBank genome assembly. Lineage: Eukaryota; Metazoa; Arthropoda; Insecta; Hymenoptera; Braconidae.